Messenger RNA from Ochotona curzoniae (black-lipped pika), 2019 nucleotides. RefSeq names its product pyruvate dehydrogenase kinase 3 (gene PDK3). Lineage: Eukaryota; Metazoa; Chordata; Mammalia; Lagomorpha; Ochotonidae. Gene Ontology annotation, biological process: regulation of glucose metabolic process; protein phosphorylation. Bases 122 to 1369 code for a protein of 415 amino acids. Gene Ontology annotation, cellular component: mitochondrion. The transcript has 12 exons. The record is from RefSeq and is a predicted model, not a curated record. Gene Ontology annotation, molecular function: pyruvate dehydrogenase (acetyl-transferring) kinase activity.
CUGAGACGUCGACGGCGACCCGGGGCGCGUCGGGUGGACGUGCAGGAUCCGCGCGGCUCGCCGCGCCGGCCCUUGCGGACGCCCGGGCAUCUUUUCGGGGCAGUGCCCUGCGCCGGCGAGGAUGCGGCUGUUCCACCGGCUGCUCAAGCAGCCCGUGCCCAAGCAGAUCGAGCGCUACUCGCGCUUCUCGCCAUCACCGCUCUCCAUCAAACAGUUCCUGGACUUCGGGAGAGAUAAUGCAUGUGAGAAAACUUCCUAUAUGUUUCUACGGAAGGAGCUUCCUGUGCGGCUGGCUAACACCAUGAGAGAAGUUAAUCUUCUGCCGGAUAACUUGCUGAACCGCCCUUCAGUGGGCCUCGUUCAGAGUUGGUAUAUGCAGAGUUUUCUUGAACUUUUGGAGUAUGAAAAUAAGAGCCCUGAGGAUCCGCAGGUCUUGGAUAACUUUCUGCAAGUUCUGAUUAAAGUCAGAAACAGACACAAUGACGUGGUUCCUACGAUGGCCCAAGGAGUGAUUGAAUACAAGGAGAAGUUUGGCUUUGAUCCCUUCAUUAGCAGCAACAUCCAGUAUUUUUUGGAUCGCUUUUAUACCAAUCGCAUCUCUUUCCGCAUGCUUAUUAACCAGCACACACUUUUGUUUGGUGGUGACAUUAAUCCUGCUCAUCCUAAACACAUCGGAAGUAUUGAUCCCACCUGUAACGUGGCUGAUGUGGUAAAAGAUGCAUAUGAGACAGCCAAGAUGCUGUGUGAACAGUAUUACCUGGUAGCUCCAGAACUGGAAGUUGAAGAAUUCAAUGCCAAAGCACCAGACAAACCUAUUCAGGUAGUCUAUGUGCCCUCACAUCUGUUUCACAUGCUAUUUGAGUUGUUCAAGAACUCAAUGAGGGCAACAGUCGAACUCUAUGAAGAUAGAAAAGAGGGCUACCCAGCUGUCAAAACCCUUGUUACUUUGGGUAAAGAAGAUUUGUCCAUUAAGAUAAGUGACCUAGGCGGUGGAGUCCCACUUCGAAAAAUAGAUCGUCUUUUUAACUACAUGUAUUCAACAGCUCCUAGACCCAGCCUGGAACCCACAAGAGCCGCCCCUUUGGCUGGAUUUGGCUACGGUUUGCCGAUUUCUCGUCUAUAUGCUAGAUAUUUUCAGGGAGACCUAAAACUGUAUUCCAUGGAAGGAGUGGGUACUGAUGCUGUCAUUUAUUUAAAGGCUCUUUCAAGUGAGUCCUUUGAGAGAUUGCCGGUGUUCAAUAAGUCUGCAUGGCGCCAUUACAAGACCACGCCUGAAGCUGAUGAUUGGAGCAAUCCCAGCAGGGAACCCAGAGAUGCGUCAAAAUAUAAAGCUAAACAGGACAAGAUCAAGACUAAUAGAACUUUCUAGAGACCCGAAUUCUUUGGUCCCAUCUGUGAAGAAUGUCUUCUGCAAGUCAACCAGAGAGAACUUCUUUCUUCUACCAACUCUGAGUGUGGCACCAUAGCUAUUCCCAGUGCUUUAAUGUAUGUUUUCCUCUGUGCAAGGUAGACCUUUCAUGGAGUCUUUCCUGUAGCUACUCCACAUUUUCCACUGAAGUCAUGACUUGCUUAAUUUUUUGUAAUAUCUUGCUUUGGUGUGAUUGACACCUGUCACAAAUGAGCACAGUGCCUCCUUUGAGCUUGCUGCCCUCCUACUCUCCAUCUCAUUCUUAGAGUGUCCCAAGUCUACAGCCUCCCCAGAAAAUGAGCUUCUUCCCUAGUCCAUAUACAGCAGAACCUACUGCUGUUCUUUGUGACCAAAUAGCAGAUUUAGUACCUCUAACUAGGACCUAGGGAAUUUAGAAGUGGAAGACAUCCACUGAACUUGUCUUGAUAAAUCAGUCCUAGGCCCCUCAUGCCACUCUCAAUUUCAGGCUUCUCCUUCUUCCAGCUCUUCAUAUUCUCACUGUGAGAUGUGGUACUUGCGUGUUAGACCUUACAGAUGCAUUGAUUUUAUUUCAAAAGUAUUAUGUAUAUUUCCAUUCUGUUGAUUAAAGUAUUCCAAAAGUUGUCUUGAAA